GAUUUUUCAUUCAUUUAGUUUUUGAAAAAAAAUAAAAGUCACCGUUCCCGAAUCAAAAUUUGUUUUAAAAUUUUAAAGCCAUCGCAAGAGCGUGAAGACAACGUGUGAAAGUGCGGUUCAGUGAAAAGUGCACAGCGCAUUUGUAAACCAAUCAGAUUCUCAAUCGCUAAAGCGAUACCCAUAUGAUAUAAUCGCCAAAAACCCCUUUUCAAGUACAACGCGAUCUAUAGACUACUACUACUGAGAGAGGAGAGGCAGCAGAAGGACAAUAGUCUGGAUUCUAGAAUCUGGAUUGAAACACUCGAACUCAAACAAGGCAAAUUCAAAAAAAAGGAGCCACAUUCAGAAGGUAGGGAAAAAAGCUAAGAUAUCGCCGAGUGAAUCGACAUAGAAAUCGAUUUGUCAAAUCGAUUCGGUCGAAUUAAUCAAAAAUUUUAUUCACAUCCAAGCUGUCAAGCACCUUCACUUCAAGUUUUAAAAAAAGAGCAGUCGAAGCGAAAGCAUUUUCAUACAUUUUCAUUGGGCAUUUUGUGAGGAAAUCAGCAAACUGAACGUUAAACAAAUUCACAUAUAAAGGAAACAAUACCAUUUCGGUUAUAGCCAAGAAUUGGGCACAGUAAAUCGAAAAGAAAAUUUGACAAAUUAACACCAAAAGUGCAAGUCAUCAACACACGCUCAUUUUGCAAAAAAGUGAGCCUACGAAUAGAACAAGUUGAGCUACUAGCUACUAGCUACCAGCUACCAGCUACCAGCUACCUCAGCUACACUACAGAAGUGACCAAUUGCCCAUAGCUGAUAGCUCGCUCCAUAGCUCCGCCGAGGAUCAAGUCCCAGUCUCCGGUCAAGCGCAAUCUCAGGGUCCUCAGAGUCCCUGACAAGCAGCACCAACGGCGUCCCAGACGAUUGUCUUAUCCAGCCCGGACAACGCAGCCGCGGCUCGCAAAACCGAGACCAUGGCAGAGGUGCUCAAUCUGGAGAGCAUCAUUGCCCGCCUGCUGGAGGUGCGUGGCGCCAGGCCCGGCAAGAAUGUGCAGCUGUCGGAGGGCGAGAUCCGUGGACUGUGCCUCAAGUCGCGCGAAAUACUGCUGGCUCAGCCCAUACUCCUUGAGCUGGAGGCGCCGCUCAAGAUCUGCGGCGAUAUCCAUGGCCAGUACUAUGAUCUGUUGCGUCUAUUCGAAUACGGCGGCUAUCCGCCGGAGGCCAACUAUCUAUUCUUGGGCGACUACGUGGACAGGGGCAAGCAGUCGCUGGAGACCAUCUGCCUGCUGUUGGCCUACAAGAUCAAGUAUUCGGAGAACUUCUUUCUGCUGCGCGGCAAUCACGAGUGCGCCAGCAUUAAUCGAAUCUAUGGAUUCUACGAUGAGUGCAAGCGCAGAUAUACCAUUAAGUUGUGGAAGACAUUUACCGAUUGUUUCAACUGUCUGCCGGUGGUGGCCAUUGUGGAUGAGAAGAUCUUUUGCUGCCACGGCGGACUGAGUCCGGAUCUCACUUCGAUGGAGCAGAUCCGUCGGAUUAUGCGACCCACCGAUGUGCCCGAUCAGGGACUGCUAUGCGAUCUGCUUUGGUCCGAUCCGGACAAGGAUACCAUUGGUUGGGGCGAGAACGACCGUGGCGUCAGCUUCACCUUUGGCGCCGAGGUGGUCGUCAAGUUUCUACAGAAGCACGAUCUCGAUCUGAUCUGUCGUGCCCACCAGGUCGUCGAGGAUGGUUACGAGUUCUUUGCCAAGCGCCAAUUGGUCACCCUCUUCUCCGCCCCCAACUAUUGCGGUGAAUUCGACAAUGCCGGUGCCAUGAUGUCCGUGGACAAUACCCUCAUGUGCUCCUUCCAAAUCCUCAAGCCCGUCGAGAAGCGCAAGAAGUAGACGCUACCAGGAUCUGUGGACCUCUUCCAGAUCUUUAAUUUUACACCAUAACACUAGCAAUCACAUAUACCACUCCCAUUCACAUUUUAUCUACGAAAUCCUACACGAAAUCGGUUCGAAAUCAUAAUUUCCAGACUCAUCUCUCAAUCGUCAAUCAAAUCAAAGAAAUGGCCCAGCUCCAGCGUAUAUCUACAUGAAUCCCAACUGGCUUACCGGAUAUCCAGCCAUUUCGCUCAUAUGUGUGAUAUUAAACAAAUCUAAUCAAA
Molecule: messenger RNA, 2128 nt
Organism: Drosophila yakuba
Lineage: Eukaryota; Metazoa; Arthropoda; Insecta; Diptera; Drosophilidae
Gene: Pp1-13C
Product: serine/threonine-protein phosphatase alpha-3 isoform
Exons: 1
Coding region: 954-1862 (302 amino acids)
Cellular component (GO): nucleus; cytoplasm
Molecular function (GO): protein serine/threonine phosphatase activity
Source: RefSeq, a predicted model, not a curated record